Prionailurus viverrinus (fishing cat) is the source of this 14383-nucleotide messenger RNA. It is a transcript of the gene ALMS1, whose product is annotated as ALMS1 centrosome and basal body associated protein. The transcript is spliced from 23 exons. Gene Ontology annotation, cellular component: cytosol; centrosome; centriole. Lineage: Eukaryota; Metazoa; Chordata; Mammalia; Carnivora; Felidae. Bases 98 to 14089 code for a protein of 4663 amino acids. The record is from RefSeq and is a predicted model, not a curated record. Gene Ontology annotation, biological process: regulation of centriole replication.
GCGCGCGGCCGCAACCGCCAGUCAGCUCUCUUCCCCUACCCUUCCUCCCCUUUCUCCUCUCCCCCUCCUCCUCUGCCUCCUAGAGCGAGACGCCAACAUGGAGCCCGAGGACCUGCCGUGGCCCGGCGAGCUCGAGGAGGAGGAGGAGGAGGAGGAACAGGCGGAGGAGUCUGCGAACCAGGAAGAGGACGAGGUGGUGGAGGUGGUGGAGGUGGUGGAGGAGGUGGAGGAAGGGGAGGGGCGGGAGCUGGACUCGGACUUUAAUUAUGAGAGCCAGCCACGGGAGAGCACGGACGACGAGGACGACGAGGAGGCCAAGGCCUGGCUGCAGGCGCACCCCAGCGGGAGUUUGCUUUCGUCGUCGCGCCCGAGCCACCGCUUCUUGGAGGACGAGCGGACCGGCCCGGAGAAGGUUGUUCCAUUGACCUGUCAUGUAUGGCAACAGUCACUAUAUCAAGACAAUAGUGGUAUACAGAUUUCUGAUGCUAAUGUAGUCUCUGUGAAAAAAACAGCUCAGUGGGAUUCUGGAGAUGAUCAGAGAACAGAAUCUUGGCAUUGUCUUCCUCAAGAGAUGGAUUCUUCCCACACUUUGGAUACAACCCAUACCAGUUUUAAUAUGAGAGAGGAAAGGACCAAAGUGACAGGCUUCCCCUCUCUGGAGGAAGGUAUAUUGACCCAACCGGAAAAUCAAGUAAAGGAACCCAAGAGAGAUCUCUUAUGUUCACCGCUGCUAGUCAUACAAGACAACUUUGCUUCUCCUGAUUUGCCUUUGCUGACAUGUUUGACACAAGAUCAAGAGCUUGGGUCUGAUUCCUUAUUUCAACAAAGUGAACUAGAUUUUGCACCUCUGAGGGGAAUUCCUGGUAAGUCUGAAGAUACUGAAUGGUUUUCUCGACCGUCGGAAGUUAGCGAAGCUGUAUUCCAGGCAGCCUCAGAAGUAGCUUCAGACUUAGUUAACAGUUGCAUUAGUGUAUCUCAGCACUCACUUCUAGGUAGUGCAGCUGUUGGGUCUCAGCGCUCCUUUUUACGUCCUGAACAAGGGACUAAAGAAGAGACUGUUUCAUCUGAUACAGAUGAUGAACUGCAAACCUCCGAAGACUUCGAUAGUUGUGAUGCUCUGUGUUCAUAUGUGGCAUGGAAGACACAAGAAGUUCAGGAGCCAGAAGCCAGUUUAGCAGAUGAAGGUCAAGUUUCAGUUUCAGCUUCAUCUGAAACAAGCGAUGAAUACAUGACUUCUAAAGAAAGUGACAGUUUUGAUGAUUCUUAUUCAUAUGUGCAGUAUUGGAAACAGAAAGCUUUACAGCAGUCAGGAAAAUAUUUAACCAGUAAGGAUCAUGAUUCUUAUUCAGAUUCAUCUGACACAAUUGAUAAAAAUAAAAUUCCUGAGGGAAGUGACAAUUUUAGUGCCCCCUUUUCAUGUAUACCAUGGAACAAACAGGAAACUUCACACCAUCCAGAAACACAUGUGAUCAGUAAGGACCGUGUUUCUUUUCCACAUGAAGUUCCUCCUCGUUUUAAUAACAAAAUGUCACAUUCUGUCUUGUGUUGUCUGUUGGAAAGAAGAGGAGAGGGCAUUCCCUUGACAGCUAGUAGUCAUUUUUUUGACAGUGUUUAUUUAAAGGCUCCAGCUGAGAAUGAGGUGAAAGACAUGAUAGAUUCUUUGGAGGGGUGUGAAAGAAAUGAAGAAGGUCAGGGGAAAGAAUUAUCUCAAGGUUUUGAACUAAAGGAGAGUAGAAGAACCUUAGUAUUUUCAGAGGUGCAUCCCAGAUCUUCAGAAAUACAGUCUAUUGAGAGUGUUGUAGUUCCUGAUAAUUCUAUACAAGUUUCAGAAAUACAUAUACACUGUAGGGGACCAGGUACCUCUAAGAUGGAGGUGUCUGGUGGUCCUCUUCAGACUCUUAAAUCCAACUUGGAUGAGACAUCAGAACAACUUUAUUUUCAAGGGGAAAGAGACCAAAAGGCAACUUCUGCUUUUAGUGGAAAAAGUGUUGAUGCUUCUGAAAAUGUAGCCUUUGAGGCAGUUAUUGCCUCUAUUGAGCCUUCCAAGAAAGAGAGUACAGUAAAUGAAAUCCAAACUGACAUCAAUAAGUCUUUAAUAAAUAAUAGCCAAGAAAGUGAAUCAAAAAAUCCAUAUCUUUCCCUAUUAAAUUAUAAUGAUGAAAGCUCUUUCUUUGAUAAGCUUAGUCAUCCAUGUUAUGAGUCCACUCCUAGGGUGUUUGAAUUAGCAGCUUCAAAACCAUUGUUGCUUAAAAAAGAUAAUGGUGAUAGUUCCUUCUAUUGGCAUCCUAAUUUAAAGUCACUCCCCAGUGCUCCUCAGGAAAUGUUUAUUAAGCCACUUUCUCUUAUUCCAGAGUGGAAGUCAUCUGCUUCUUUGUGUGAAAAAUCUCACAGCCAGGCUGUUGGUCUUGGCAAAGCACAGUCAGCUUUAUUUCAGUGUGAUAUAGGCAAUGAACCAUUUCUUCCCAUUGGGAAGAUAGAGUCUGUUCCUGUUCUUGACCUUACAGAGAAGGUAGGAUCUUCAAACAUUUUUUAUCCGUUGAAAGUAUGGACUUCAGAUUCGUUGGUUUUACAAGAUUUAAAGCAGCAAACCUUGGAAGAAGUUGCAGAUUCCUCAAACUAUAUUUUGGGUAAGAAUAUAAACUCUAGUAACAUCAUUGAAAGUCCAUCUGCAGGAUGGACUGUAGGAAGCAGCUUUUCAGCAAACUUGGUGACAUGUGAUGCAAAGUCACAAGGUACUUUACCAGUGACCAGUAACGCAUCAUUAGUUGCAGUUGGCCAAGAGACGUUGCUGAAAGCUGAUGUAGGCCAAGAUAAAAUUCCUCGGCCUAUGGGAGCCAAGUCCAGUUUCACUAUACAUACAAUUAUGCAAAAUGACUCCUGUUUUCUAGAGGGGCUUCAGGUGAAGGCUGAAUCUGACAUCUGUACUCUGGAUGAUGAUACUGAAUCCUGUAGCCUAGAUGAAAAUGCUGUUGUACGCAGUACAAGAGUUGCUGAUCUACAAAGAGAGGUAUGUGACCAAGGUGACCUGACUGGAGAGUACAUUGAGCUAGCAGGUUUAAAAAAUGUGCUUGAUGAUCUAGAGGUUUGUGACAGCUUUCUGCACUGGCAGUCUGCCUUACAACUGUCAUCUAAGCAAGAGAGUGAUUUUCAGGAGCUUGUAGAUCAUUCCAAUACAGACAUUAAUCAGUCUUUUUCAUCUGUAUUGCCUCCAUUUGUUCCUCAUGAGCUAACCAGAGAGUUGGAGUAUCACUAUUCAGAUCUCAGAAUGUUGAGGGUAUCUCCUGACACUGUGCAAAAGACUCUCAAACAUUUAGCAGGAGAUACUUCUAAAGGAGGCACAGCUGAAAUUACUCAGUCCACCUUGAAACCAGGCAUCAGAGAUUCAGAUAUUGGAUCUCAUUUUUCCUUGUUCCCUGAGGACUUUCCUCAGUUGGCUUUAAGGUUUUCUCAAGAGACUACUAUUGGUCCACAUACUGAUAUACUCAGCCAACAAGCAUUGGAUAGUCAUACAACUGAAAAGACUCUAAAAGUUUCAACUGUUCAUGAACUAGCUGACCAGAAGACUGGAAUAUCAACAGUGCCCUCUAGUUCCUACUCACAAAGAGGGAAGCCUGGUAUUUUCUGCUUACAGUACUUGCCAGGUCGUCAUCUAACUGAAGAGGCUCCAAAAGUUUUGGCUGUUCCGGGACCUGCUGACCAGAAGACUGGCAUACCGACAGUCUUUCCAAGUUCCUACCCACUUGGAGAGAAGCACAGUAUUUUCUACUCGCAGGCCUUGCCAGACAGUUAUGUAACUGAAGAGGCUCUGAAAGUUUCAGCUGUUCCUGUAUCUGCUGACCAGAGGACUGAGAAAAUAACAGUACCUUCUACUUCCUAUUUACAAAGAGAAAAGCAUGUUAAUUUUUCCCAGCAACAGUCAUCAGAUAGUCAUCUAACUGAACAGGCCUUGAAAGUUUCAGUUGUGUCUGGACCAGCUGGUGAAAACACUGGGAUACCUAUAUUACCUUCAAUUUCCUCCUCACUUGGAGAGAAGCCCAGUGUCUUUUACCAGCAGGCCUUGCCAGAUAGUCAUUUAAUUGAACAGGCUCAGAAAGUUUCAGCUGCUCCUGGACCAGUUGAUCAGAAGACUAGGAUACCUGCAGCAUCCUCUACUUACUACUCAUAUGGAGAAAGGCCCCAAAUUUUCUAUCAGCAGACAUUGCCAGAAAAUCAUCUACCUGAACAGGCUCUGAAAUUUUCAGCUGCUCCUGGAUCUAAUGAGCAGAAGACUGGGAUACCAACGGUAACCUCUACUCCUUAUUCACAUAGAGAGAAGCUCAAUCUUUUCUGCCAACAGGAGUUGCCAGAUAGUUCUCUAACUGAACAGGCUCAGAAAGUGUCACCUGUUACUGGAUCUGCUGAGCAGAAGACUGGGAUACCAACUCUAACCUCUGCUUCCCAUUCACAUAGAGAGAAGCCCAAUCUUUUCUGCCAACAGGAGUUGCCAGAUAGUUCUCUAACUGAACAGGCUCAGAAAGUGUCACCUGUUCCUGGACCUGCUGAGCAGAAGACUGGGAUACCAACCCUAACCUCUACUUCCUAUUCACUUGGAGAGAAGCCUAGUCUUUUCUAUCAACAAGAGUUGCCAGAUAAUCCUCUAACUGAACAGGCCCAGAAAGUUCUAGCUAUUCCUGGACCAGAUGACCAGAACACUGGGAUAUCAAUAGGGUCCUCUAGGCCCUACUCACUUGGAGAGCAACCCAAUAUUUUCUCCCAGCAGGUAUUACCAGAUAGUCAUCUAACUGAAGAGACUCUGAAAGCUUCAUCUGCUCCUAGACCAGGUGACGCAAAGACUGGGGUACCAACAGUACCUUCUAGUUCUUAUUCACCUAGGGAGAAGUCCGGUAUUUUCUACCAACAGGUCUUACCAGGCUGUCAUCUAUCUGAAGAGGCUCUGAAAGUUUCAGUUGCUACUGUACCAGCUGAAAUAAAGAGUGGGUUACCAUCAGAAGGCUCUAAUUUCUACACAGAGAGAGAGAAGACCAGUAUUUUCUACCAACAGGAGUUGCCAGACAGUCAUCUAACUGAACAGGCUCAGAAAGUGUCACCUGUUCCUGGACCUGCUGGGCAGAAGACUGGGAUACCAACCCUAACCUCUGCUUCCCAUUCACAUAGAGAGAAGCCCAAUCUUUUCUGCCAACAGGAGUUGCCAGAUAGUUCUCUAACUGAACAGGCUCAGAAAGUGUCACCUGUUCCUGGACCUGCUGAGCAGAAGACUGGGAUACCAACCCUAACCUCUACUUCCUAUUCACUUGGAGAGAAGCCUAGUCUUUUCUAUCAACAAGAGUUGCCAGAUAAUCCUCUAACUGAACAGGCCCAGAAAGUUCUAGCUAUUCCUGGACCAGAUGACCAGAACACUGGGAUAUCAAUAGGGUCCUCUAGGCCCUACUCACUUGGAGAGCAACCCAAUAUUUUCUCCCAGCAGGUAUUACCAGAUAGUCAUCUAACUGAAGAGACUCUGAAAGCUUCAUCUGCUCCUAGACCAGGUGAUGCAAAGACCGGGGUACCAACAGUACCUUCUAGUUCUUACUCACCUAGGGAGAAGUCCGGUAUUUUCUACCAACAGGUCUUACCAGGCUGUCAUCUAUCUGAAGAGGCUCUGAAAGUUUCAGUUGCUACUGUACCAGCUGAAAUAAAGAGUGGGUUACCAUCAGAAGGCUCUAAUUUCUACACAGAGAGAGAGAAGACCAGUAUUUUCUACCAACAGGAGUUGCCAGACAGUCAUCUAACUGAACAGGCUCAGAAAGUGUCACCUGUUCCUGGACCUGCUGACCAGAAGACUGAGAUAUCAACAGUAACCUCUGCUUCCCAUUCACAUAGAAAGAAGCCCAAUCUUUUCUGCCAACAGGAGUUGCCAGACAGUCAUCUAUCUCAAGAAUCUCUAAAAGUUACAGCUGUUUCCGAACCAGUUGACAAGAAGACUGGAAUACCAGUAGUCCCUUCCACUUCCUACUCACAGAGAGAGAAGCCCAUUACUUUUUAUCCACAGGCCAUACCAGAUAUUCAUCUCACUGAAGAGGCUCUGAAAGUUUCAGCCAUAUCUGGAUCAGCUGACUGGAAGACUGGAAUACCAACAGUAUCCUCUAUUUCCUCCUCACAUACAGAAGAGCCUGUUAGUUUUUCCCUACAGGCCUUGGCAGGCAGCCUUCUACUUGAAGAAGCUCUGAAAGUUUCAGUUCUUCCUGGACCAGCUGACCAGAAGGCUGGGUUAUCAUCAGAACCUCCUAGUUCCUACUCACAUGGAGAGAAGCCCAUUAUCUUCUACCCACAGGGAUUGACAGAUAGCCAGGUACCUCAGGAGACUUUGGAAGUUUCAGCUGUUCCUGGACCAGCUGCCCAGAAGACUGGCUUGCCAUCAGAACCUUCUAGCUGCUACUCACAUAAAGAGAAGCCCAUUAUCUUCUGCCUACAGGGCUUGACAGACAGCCAGGUGCCUCAGGAGGCUCUGAAAGUUUCAACUGUUCCUGGACGAGCUGACCAGAAGACUGGGUUGCCAUCAGAACUUUCUAGCUCCUACUCACAUAGAGAGAAGCCCAUUAUUUUCUCCUCACAGGGUUUGACAGAUAGCCAGAUACCUCAGGAGGCUCUGAAAGUUUCAGCUCUUCCUGGACCAGCUGACCAGAAGACUGGGUUGCCAUCAGAACCUUCUAGCUCCUACUCACAUAGAGAGAAGCCCAUUAUCUUCUACCCACAGGACUUGACAGACAGCCAGGUGCCUCAGGAGGCUCUGAAAGUUUCAGCUGUUCCUGGACCAGCUGACCAGAAGACUGGGUUGCCAUCAGAACCUUCUAGUUCCUACUCACUUGGAGGGAAGCCUAUUAUUUUCUACCAGCAGGCCUUAUCAGAUAGACAUCUCACUGAAGAGGCUGUUAAUAUUUCAGCUUCUCCUGGACCAGCAGACCAAGAGACUGGGGUAUCAACAGUACCUUCUAUCUCUUACUCUCAUAUAGAGAAGCCAAGUGUUUUGUACCAACAGCCUUUGUCAGACAGUCAGCUCUCUGUAGAAGCUCUGAAAGUGUCAGCUGUUUCUGGGCCAGGUGACCAGAAGACCAGAAAACCAACAGUUACCUCCACUUCGUACUCACAUAGAGAGAAAGAGAAGCCCAUCAUUUCUUAUCAGCAAGAAUUGCCAGAUCUUACUCAAGAGGCUUUAAAAGUUUUAAAGGUUCCUGGACUAGGUGGCCAGAAGACUGGAAUACCAGCAGUAACUUCUACUUUUUACUCACAUAGAGAGAAGCCUAUCAUUUCUUAUCAUCAGGAGUUGUCAGAUCCUAAUGAAGGUGCUUUAAGAGUUUUAGGCACUCCUGGGCCAGCUGACCAGAAGACUGGGAUACAAAUUGGGCCCUCCACUUCCUAUUCACAUAGAGAGAGCCCCAUCUUUUCUUACCAGAAGGAGUCAUCAGAUAUUACUGAAGAAACUUGGAAAGUUUCACCUGUUUCUGGACCAGCUAACCAGAAGACUGAGAUACAUAUAAUCCCCUCUAGUUCCUACUCAUACAGAGAGAAGGACAGUAUUCUUUACCAGCAGGAGCUUCCAGAUGUUACUGAAAAAGUUUUAAAAGUUUUUGCUCUUCCUGGACCUGCUGACCAGAAGACUGAAAUACCAACAGGACCUUCUAGCUCUUACUCACAUAAAGAGAAACUCAAGAUUUCACCUGUGAUUUUACCAGAUGUCCAGAAGACUGAGUUUCUAACAGCUCCCCCUAGUUCCUACUCAAAAAGAGAAAAACCCAAAAUUUCAACUGUGAGCGGACCAGAUGACCAGAAGACUCCGUUACCGACAGUUUUUCAUAAUUCCUGUUCUCAGAAUUUUGAGAUUGAGGAUAUUCUGAAGAUUUCACCUGUCCCUGAGCCAAUUGUUGUGAAUUCUGGGAUACCAAUACCUCUUUCUAGUUCCUCUUCCCACAGAGAGAAAUCUAAUAUUUUCUACCCACAGGAAUUGCCAGACAAACAUUUAGCUGAAGAUGCACUGAACGUUGCAUCAAUUCCUGUACCAGCUGACCAGAAAAGUCUGUUACCAACAGCUCCUCCUCGUUCCUUUUCACACAGAGAGAAACCAAAUUUAUUCUACCAACAAGAUUUUCCAGAUAGACAUCUACCUGAAGAUUCUGUGAUGUUCUCACGUGGUCUUGGGCAAGCUGAUCAGAUUACUGGUUUAUCAACAGUUACUCCUGGUACUUAUUCACAUAGUGAGAAGCAGAAACUUGUUUCAGACCAUGUUCAAAUGCUAAUAGAUAAUUUGGAUUCUCCUAACUCCAGUAUUAUCUCAAGCAGUAUGCCUUUAAGUUCUCAGGCUGAUGGUAGAGUUAUAAUAAGUAAGCCAGAAUCUUCAGGUUUUGAAGAUGUUGGCUCUGUGGAAAUUCAAGAUACAAGCAAUAGUUCCAAAACUCUUAAAGAGAUUCGGACCCUUUUAAUGGAGGCAGAAAAUAUAGCACUGAAACGAUGCAAUUUUCGUGCUCCUCUUGUCCCUUUCCGAGAUGUUAGUGAUAUUUCAAUUAUACAAUCUAAGAAGAUGGUUUGCUUCAAAGAGCCCCUCACAGCUGCUGAAUCUAAUAGUGAUUUGCCUCGGAGACAGCCAUUUACAGAGGAAAGCCCAAGCAACAAGUGCAUACAGAAAGAUAUUAGCACACAGACAAAUCUCAAAUGCCAGAGAGGCAUUGAGAACUGGGAGUUUAUUAGUUCAACCACACUUAGAAGUCCUCUACAAGAAGCAGAAAGCAAAGCCGGAGUGACGUUAGAUGAAACCCUUCGACAGUAUAGAGCAGCCCAAUCCGUAAUGAGAUCUGAACCUGAAGGGUAUAGUGGAACCAUUGGCAAUAAAAUUGUUAUCCCUAUGAUGACUAUCAUUAAAAGUGAUUCAAGUAGUGAUGCCAGUUCCUGCUCAUGGGACAGUAAUUCCUUGGAGUCAGUUUCUGAUGUUCUUCUAAAUUUCUUUCCAUGUGCUUCACCCAAGACAAGUUUGACAGAUAGCAGAGAAGAAGAAAGUGUGUCAGAGAGUGAUGAUUGUGGUGGUAGCAAUGUAGAUUCACUGGCUGCACAUGUCAAAAACCUUCUCAAGUGUGAAUCCUCAUUGAAUCAUGCUAAACAAAUACUCAGAAAUGCAGAGGAAGAGGAAUGUCGAGUACGAGCACGAGCCUGGAAUCUGAAAUUUAAUCUGGCUCAUGAGUGUGGCUACUCCAUUUCAGAAUUAAAUGAAGCUGACAGGAAAAAAGUAGAAGAGAUCAAAGCAGAGUUGUUCAGUCAUGGGAGAACAGCUGACUUGUCCAAGGGUUUGCCGAGUCCACAGGGAAUAAGAUGCAACCCAGAAGCUGUAUGUGGUCACAUCAUUAUUGAGAGCCAUGAAAAAGGAUGUUUCAGGACUCUAACUGCCAAACAACCACAAUUGGAUAGCCACCCUUAUGUUUUCAGACCUGCUGACCCCUCAGACGUUAUCAGAGGACAGCGGAGUCCAUCAUCAUGGAAAACCAGACACAUCAACCUUUCCAAAUCAUUAGACCAGAGUAACCCCCAUUUCAAAGUUUGGAAUUCCUUGCAGUUACGAAGUCCUUCCCCCUUUCAGAACUUUACAGCUGAUGACUUCAGAAUUAGCCAGGGUCUUCGAAUGCCUUUCCAUGAAAAGAUAGACCCUUGGCUAUCAGAAUUAGUAGAACCUGUGCCACCCGAAGAAAUGGAUUGUCAUUCUUCAUCACAUAUGCUUCCCUCAGAACCCAUGAAAAAGUUUACUACUUCCAUCACUUUUGCAUCUCACCGACACUCUAAAUGCUUUUCAGAUUCCUCUGUUCUUAAGGUUGGUGUUACUGAAGGUAGCCAGUGUACUGGAGCAUCUGUGGGGGUAUUUAAUUCUCAUUUCACUGAAGAGCAAAAUCCUCCCAGAGAUCUAGAACAGAAAACCUCUUCCCCUUCAUCAUUUAAAAUUGUUAGUCAUUCGCCAGAUACCGCUGUGACUAUUUUAGCAGAAAGUAGUAGGCAGAGUCAAAAAUUAUCUAUUGAACAUUCUCAGCAAGACGAAAAACUCUUAGAAAGAUCAGAUUUUAAAGGCAGUGAUUCUGAGCCCAGUACCAGUGCAAAGUAUAGCAGUGUCAAGGAAGUUCAUUUUUCUGAUAACCAUACUCUCAUUAGCGUGAGCAGACCAAGUUCCACACUAGGAGUAAAAGAGAAGACUGUAGCUAUAACUCCAGAUCUUUCUUCGCACGUUUUACUUGAACGACAAGAGCUCUUUGAACAAAGCAAAGCCCCACACACAGAUCACCAUGUGAGAAAAUACCAUUCUCCCCCUCCUCAACAUCAGGAUUAUGUAGCUCCGAACCUUCCUUGUCGCAUUUUUCUUGAAAAACGAGAACUCUUUGAACAAAGCAAAGCCCCACAUUUAGAUCAUCAGAUGAGAGAAAACCAAUCUCCCUUUCCUCAAGGUCAGGAUUAUAUAGCUUCAGACCUUCCUUCUUCCAUUUUUCUUGAACAACGUCAGCUCUUUGAACAAAGCAAAGCCCCAGAUGUAGAUCACAUGGGAAAAUACCAUUCCCCCUUUCCUCAAGGUCAGGAUUAUGUAGUAGAAAAGAAUAAUCAACAUAAGUUUAAGUCAUACAUUUCUAAUAUGAUAAAUGUUGAAGCCAAGUUCGAUUCUGUGGUCUCCCAACCAGUCCCAAAUCAAUGUACAUUAGUAUCAUCUGCAUCUACUCCACCCUCAAAUAGAAAAGCACUUUCUUGUGUUCGUAUAACUCUUUAUCCCAAGACUCCUUCCAAGGUGGAUAGUGGAACCUUAGAUAAAAGAUUGCAUUCAUUGGAUCCUGCUUCUAAAACAAGGAUGAAUAGUGAGUUUAACUCUGACCUACAGACUAUAUCUUCAAGAUCAUUGGAACCAACCUCCAAAUUAUCGGCCAGUAAACCUGUAGCACAGAAUCAAGAAUCUUUAGGUUUUCUAGGACUUAAAUCUUCACCGGACUUCCAAGUUGUACAGUCUCCUCUUCCAGAUAGUAAUACUAUUUCUCAGGACUUGAAAACCAUACCUUUUCAGAAUAGCCAGAUAGUAACCUCAAGGCAGACACAAGUGAACAUUUCAGAUUUGGAAGGAUAUUCCAGUCCAGAAGGGAUUCCAGUAUCUGCAGAUCGACCGUCAGAGGAGAUUAAGACCCCAUUUUCUGCCUUUUCUGGAAAAUUAUCAUCUGAUGCAGUCACUCAGAUAACAACAGAAAGUCCAGGAAAAACCACGUUUUCAUCUGAAAUUUUUAUUAAUGCUGAAGAUCAUGGAUUUGGAAGUACAGAGCCCAGUACCCAGAACGUGGACAAAGUUCCUGUCAAGUUUGUGUCAUCAUCUUCAGUUCGACAGAUUACUCAUCCUCAUGGCACAGAUGCCCAGCCUUCACUGUUGCCAUAUAAGCCUCCUGGUAGUACCAGGAUGUACUAUGUUCCACAAUUAAAACAGAUUCCUUCUUAUCUGGAUUCCAGAUCAGAUACCACCAUUGAGAGCUCUCACUCAGGAUCCAAUGAUGCCAUCGCUCCAGACUUCCCAGCUGAGGUGCUAGGCACCAGGGAUGAUGACCUGUCCAUCCCUGCUGACACUAAACAUAAAGAGGGGAUCUACAGUAAGAGGGCCGUGGCUAAGCCAUCCUUCUCAGUGGGGAAAAGCCCCCCUCAGAGAGAUAAUGCAGAUGCCGAAGUUCAAGUUUCUGUCAGUGGGGAUGAGAGCCUUUCAGACAAAAACCAGAAAAAGGAGAUCUACAGUAAAAAGGUGGUGGCUAAGGCUGCCCAACCUGAAGAGAAAGAAUUCUUGGAGACAGCCACUGCAGGUUCUAGUGGUGCUGCUGCUGCAGAGCCCUCAGCUCGACUACAAAACAUAAAGAUUGAAAGUCCACCAGACACUGAAGCCAUUAAACAGAAUGAAGAGAUCCAUAGUAAGAGGACAGUUCCUAAGGAAGCCUGGACAGAAGAUCAAGAAUCCUUGCAGAUAGAUAUUGCAGAGUCCAGAUGUCAUUCAGAAUUUGAAAAUACUACCCAUUCUGUCUUCAGGUCAGCCAAGUUUUACUUUCAUCAUCCAGUCCACCUACCAACUGAUCAAGAUGUUUGCCAUGAAUCCUUGGGGAGGAGUGUUUUCAUGAGGCAUUCUUGGAAAGAUUUCUUUCAGCGUCAUCCAGACAAACAAAGAGAACAUACUUGUCUUCCUUCCCCUGUUGAAAAUGUGGAAAAGACCAAGGCAGAUUAUACCAGAAUAGAGAGCCUCAGUAUCAAUGUAAACUUGGAAAACAAAGAAGUGAUGCAUUCCACUAAAAGUCAGGCUAGAGAUUAUCCAAAAUGUGACAAACAAAUUAGUGAUCCAAAAAGGGAUCAUAAGGUCACCCCAGAGCUAACAACUCAGCACACUGUGAGUUUGAAUGAACUCUGGAACAAGUAUCAGGAGCGACAGAAACAAAAGAAACCUCCCGAGUUUAGUGACAGAAAAGAACUAUCCUUGGUGGAGCGACUUGAUCGUUUGGCUAAACUUCUUCAGAAUCCCAUCACAUAUUCUCUCUGGGCCUCUGAAAGCACACAGGAUGAUAGCAGAGGGGAACGGGAUAUUAAGCAACAGCAGAAAAUCAAGUUUCAGAAAAAGAAGCGGUAUAAGAGCCUGGAGAAAUGCCAUAAAAACACAGGAGAGCUUAAAAAAAGCAAGGCGCUUUCUACUCAUCAAGCUGGGAAGUCCAACCAGAUUAAAAUUGAACAGAUUAAAUUUGAUAAGUAUAUCCUGAGAAAACAGCCAGGUUUUCAUUAUAUAAACAACACUUCCUCAGAUUCUAGACCAUCUGACGAAAGUGAGCUGCUCACAGACACUGCCACCAACAUCCUUUCCACAACCAAUUCUCCUGUGGAAUCUGAUAUCUUAACCCAAACAGAUAAAGAGGUGACUUUGCAGGAGAGAAGCAGCUCUAUUUCCACCAUUGACACUGCCCGACUGAUCCAAGCUUUUGGCCAUGAAAGGGUUUGUCUGUCACCCAGGCGAAUUAAAUUAUACAGCAGCAUUACCGACCACCAGAGGAGAUACCUUGAGAGGCGGAGCAAGAAGAAUAAGAAAGCUUUGAAUACAGGUCAUCCCCAAAUGACUUCUGAGCACACCAGAAGGAAACACAUCCAGGUGGCAAACCAUGUGAUUUCUUCUGAUUCUAUUUCAUCUUCCACCAGUAGUUUCUGGAGCUCAAGCCCCACCCUUUGCAACAAGCAAAAUGUACAUAUGUUAAACAAGGGUGUACAAGCAGGUAACUUGGAGAUCGUGAAUGGUGUCAAAAAACACACUCGAGAUGUUGGGAUGACUUUCCCAACUCCAAGCUCUAGCGAGGCUAGAGUAGAAGAGUACAGCGAUGUGACUUCUUGGUCAGAAGAAAAAAUAGAAGAGAAAAGUCUUCUCACCGGUUAUCUUGGGGAUAAAAAGUUAAGGAAGAACAAGCAGAGUUGCAGUGAAGGAGUUUCAUGGUUUGUUCCUGUGGAAAAUGUGAAGUGUGGUCCUAAGAAGGAAAACCUGCCCAAACUUUAUGGCCCUGGUAUCUGCUGGUUUGCACCAAUAACCAACACCAAACCGUGGAGAGAGCCACUGCGGGAACAGAACUGGCAGGGACAGCACAUGGACAGCCACGGGUCACUAGCAGGCCCAGGCAGAGAUCCCCCGAGGCCAUUUGUGAAAGCAACCCUACAGGAAUCUCUUCAGCUUCACAGGCCCGACUUCAUCUCCCGCUCUGGGGAGAGAAUAAAGCGUCUGAAGUUAAUAGUGCAGGAGAGGAAACUACAGAACAUGUUACAGAGUGAGCGGGAGGCACUGUUCAACACUGUCAGAGAAUGGCAAGGCUGCCAGGACCCAACACGCCGGCUCCUGAAGAGAGGCUUCCUGGAUGCCCAAAAGAACAGGCCUAUUGGAAAGAAGGAAAUGAUUCAGAGGUCUAAACGGAUUUAUGAGCAGCUUCCAGAAGUGCAGAGAAAGAGAGAAGAAGAGAAGAGAAGAUUGGAAUAUAAGUCAUACCGGCUACGAGCUCAGCUAUUCAAGAAGAAGGUGACCAAUCAGCUCUUGGGGAGAAAAGUUCCCUGGAACUGACAUAAGAAUAUUUUCCUGGAAUUAUAUUUUGUCAACCUGGAGAAGCACAAUCCUUACUUUUAUGAGUCUGGUUUAAUAAAACUUAACUCUUUUUCCAUGUGUAAUUUAGAAGUAGUAACAAUGGUGAGUAGGAUUAUGAGUGGUUUGGGAGCAAUACUUUGUCCGCUGCGAGCUUGCCACAGGGAUGUUUCUCACAAUGGUAUCAUUUCUGAAUUCUAGCCAGGAAUGAGUCCCCUUUUGUAUGUGUUUUUGUACUUUUAGAAAAUAAAUAACUUCUGAUUGAGUCAUAGUAAA